AUGAAGCUCCUACUGUUUUUAGGAAUCUCUGUGACCCUGGUUCACUUCGGACACUUGAUCCCAGAUUUUUGCCGGCUGCCCAAAGAUGAGGGCACGGGGGAAUACUUCAUACAGUCAGUGUUCUACGACCCGGUGUUGGACCAGUGCCAGCCACUUCUGUUCAAAGGCGAAGGAGGAAACGCCAACCGCUUCAAAAAUGAGAGAGACUGCAUCCGGAACUGCUCGGCCAAAGCUGAGCAGGUCUAUCCCAUGGACCUGACCCUGGCCUGCCACUUCCCAAAGGCCAAAGGAAAGUGUGGUCUGACGCUGCUGAGAUACUACUACGACUCGGUUUAUGAUCGCUGCAGAAGGUUCCACUAUUCUGGUUGUUACGGCAACGGGAACCGCUUCACAGACAUCGAAGUCUGCAACGCCACCUGCAACGGCAUCCACGAUGACAGAGAAGAGGACGAGGACUAUGAAUCAGACACUCCUGUUGCGAUCAUCUGUGGAGUGAUUCUGGGCGUCAUCGUCUGUGCCAUAAUCAUCACCGUUGUCGUUUUAACCGUAAUGUCGAAGAAAAAGGAAGCAGCAACGAAGGCGGGAAGAGCAGGGAAUAGGCCCCAGGACGUGCCUCUGCGGGACGUGGAGGUGUCGUGA
Messenger RNA from Knipowitschia caucasica, 639 nucleotides. The record is from the annotation of a GenBank genome assembly. NCBI's taxonomy places the organism in Eukaryota, Metazoa, Chordata, Actinopteri, Gobiiformes, Gobiidae.